Molecule: messenger RNA, 3935 nt
Organism: Cavia porcellus (domestic guinea pig)
Lineage: Eukaryota; Metazoa; Chordata; Mammalia; Rodentia; Caviidae
Gene: Ptpn22
Product: protein tyrosine phosphatase non-receptor type 22
Exons: 21
Coding region: 279-2711 (810 amino acids)
Biological process (GO): positive regulation of CD8-positive, alpha-beta T cell proliferation; positive regulation of toll-like receptor 4 signaling pathway; regulation of non-canonical NF-kappaB signal transduction
Cellular component (GO): nucleus; cytoplasm
Molecular function (GO): non-membrane spanning protein tyrosine phosphatase activity
Source: RefSeq, a predicted model, not a curated record
UUAGCAUUUUGUUUGUUAAAAAACUUGAAUUGCAUCAGGUUCUUUUGUUGAGAAGGAAGGCGCUAGGGCCCUGGAGUGAGCUGAUGGCUUUGUUGUGUGACCACAGAGGCUGGUUUCGUACUAAUUUCCUCUAGGGCUUGUGAUGAAGUCAGUAAACCACAACCUUCAGCAUGCUGUGCUCGGGCGGCGGCAGUGGCUUUGGUGUUGUCUCGGCCAUGACACACAUUUGACAUGCCCUCCCUCAACCCUCGGGCAGACUCUUUCUUUUGCUCUGCAGCAUGGACCAGCGCGAAAUUCUGCAGAAGUUCCUGGAUGAGGCCCAAAACAAGAAAAUGAGCAAAGAGAAAGUUGCAAAUGAAUUUCUGAAGCUGAAAAAGCAGUCCACCAAGUUCAAAGCAGACAAAACCUACCCUACAGCUGUGGCUCAGAAGCCCAUGAAUAUAAAAAAAAACAGAUAUAAGGACAUUUUGCCGUAUGAUCAUAGCCGGGUAGAGCUGUCCCUGAUAACUUCUGAUGAGGAUUCUAGCUACAUCAAUGCCAACUUCAUUAAGGGAGUGUAUGCACCCAAGGCUUAUAUUGCCACACAGGGACCUUUGCCUACAACUCUUCUGGACUUUUGGAGAAUGAUUUGGGAAUACAGUGUUCUGAUCAUUGUUAUGGCAUGUAUGGAGUUUGAAAUGGGAAAGAAAAAGUGUGAGCGCUACUGGGCUGAGCCAGGACAGAUGCAGCUGCAGUGUGGCCCUUUCUCUAUAUCCUGUGAAACUGAAAAGAGGAAAUCUGAUUAUAUAAUCAGGACUCUAAAAGCCAAGUUCAACAGUGAAACUCGAACUAUCUACCAGUUUCAUUAUAAGAACUGGCCAGACCAUGAUGUGCCUUCAUCUGUAGACCCUAUUCUUGAGCUCAUCUGGGAUAUGCGUGGCUACCAGGAAGACGACAGUGUUCCCAUAUGCAUUCACUGCAGUGCUGGCUGUGGAAGGACUGGUGUUAUUUGUGCUAUUGAUUAUACAUGGAUGUUGCUAAAAGACGGGAUAAUUCCUGAGAAGUUCAGCAUUUUUAGUUUAAUCCAGGAAAUGCGAACACAGAGACCUUCAUUAGUUCAAACUCAGGAACAGUAUGAACUGGUCUACAGUGCAGUAUUAGAACUUUUUAAGAGACAUGUGGAUGUUAUUGAAGAUAAACAGUCUGGAAGAGAGAUUCAAGCAAAGUAUUCAAUUCCUGAGCAAAAUCCUACUCUACAAGCAGAAUCUCAUUCUCCUAAUUUACCAAAAAUCACCAUAAAGGAAGCAAAAAUGAUGAACCAACAGAGCAAACAAAAGUUGAAGGUGGAAAAUGCAGAAGUUUCUUCCUUUAACUUUAGGACUUCUGAAAUAAGUGCAAAGGAAGAGUUAGUUUUGCAUCCUGCUAAAUCAAGUCCAUCUUUUGACUUUUUGGAGCUAAACUAUGGUUGUAACAAAACUGUCAACACAAUCAACAAAUGGCAAACAAAGACAUUAUUAACAGUUGGAGAACCUCUUCAGAAGCACAAAAGUUUGGACUUCAGCUCCAGUUUGUUGGGGGCAUGUCCUAAUUCUCAAUCUAUAAAUGCAGGAGGAACAUGUUUUAAUUCAAAGGGGCCAAUAACACGAACCAAAUCAACUCCCUUUGAAUCAAUACAGCAGAGAACAAUUGAGGAGCUGGACAUUAAGGAAAAUUUUUCAUGUUUGGAAUCUCAAGCUCACAGUUCUUGUCCUGUGGAGUUCCAAGCUAAAAAAAUGGCACAUGUUUCUUCAGAAGAACUGAAUCAUUCACUAUCAUAUGACUCUAACCACCAAAUGUCCGAUGCUUUAAAUGUAAAGCAGCAUGGCUCUAGUGCUUUGGGUGUAUGUUCUGGCAUGUCUUUAGUAGAGGAACCUUAUUUUUCAUCAUUGCACCCAAGUAGUGCUGAUUGUAAAAUAUCUCUUGAUUUACCUGAGAAGCAAGAUGGAACUGUUUUUCCUUGCUCUUCAUUGCCAGCAUCCUCUACAAUCCACUUUUCUUAUUACAACUCAAAUGACUCUUCAGCAUUGAAUCCUCUGACCAAUUUUUCCCCACAACUGACCCAAGAGACGGCUGUAGUGACAUCUUCUCCAAAGAUAGAUGAUGAAAUCCCCCCUCCACUUCCUGAAAGAACACCUGAAUCUUUUAUUGUGGUAGAGGAAGCGGGAGAAUUACCACCAAGUGAACCCAAAUCCUUAUCCUCACCUGUGAAGAUACAAACUGGAACAUCACUGGAAUGGAGCAGAAUUUCUGAAACACAGACAUUUGAUGACUCUGUGAGGCUUAAGCCAAGCAAGAGUGUAAAGCUCCGGAGUCCCAAAGCAGUUCCACGUCAGGAUUCAUCUCCUUCUCCACCUCCACUCCCAGAAAGAACCUUAGAGUCCUUCUUUCUUGCUGAUGAAGAUUGUAUGCAGACCCAAUCCACAGAAACUUAUUCAGUUAACUAUCCUGAAACCACGGAAAAUUCAGCAUCUUCAAAACAAAUAAUGAAGACUACUGGAAAAAAUUUCACAAGGAGUAAGAGUUUGAAAAUUUUGCGAAACAUGAAGAAAAGUAUCUGUAAUUCUUCCACAUCAAGUAAGCUUGUAGAAGCUAUCCCAUCAAAUAAUUCCAGAUCAUUUCCAAAUUUUGGUUUUGCAAAUCGUUUUUCAAAACCUAAAGGACCACGGAACCCACCACCAUCUUGGAAUAUUUAAUACAACUCUGGAUUUAUAAGAAUAUGGGUUGAAUAUGUAUUUGUAUCUGCAAAUACAACUACUGGCUAGCUAAAAUAAAUGCUAUAUAGUCAUAAUAUCUUAAAGAAGAUAUGAUGUUAAUAGCUUUUAAAAGAAAAUCAUUAUGUGAAAAGUCCAGUUUUGCAUUUUCCAAUCAUUACAUUGGGUUGGAAAUUGUAGAUAAAACAGUUCAUUAUUUGAGUUUAUGAAAAGAAUGUGUAUGAAAAACAUUUUUAAAAUGGAUUUAUUUUUUACUUUUGGAAGUCAUUCUAUUUUUUUAUGUAAGUAUAAAUUUUUGUUCAUUUUUGUUUUGUUCACUAUGUUACCCAGUCUGGUCUAGAGCUCUUUAGAGCAAAUGAUUCUCCUGCCUCAGCCUCCUGAUUUCAUGAUGUGUUACCAUGCAUGAUUGAAAUAUAAAGUUUUCUUCAGUUUUUUCUGAGAGUAAAUAUUCUACCUAUGUGUGGUACAUAAUGUUUACAUUCUUUGUCAGAAAUUGGUAUGUGUAAAAGCUUUUAUAAAAAAUGGAUUCCAAUGAAAUUUCUACAUGGUAAGAAUAUAAUAAAAAAUUUAAUUUUAAAAUAUUACCUCGUAGUUGCAGUACAAAAUUACUGCUUGUGACAAUGCCUAUUCUGUGGGGGUUAUUUUUGCCUAAAUGGAGUCACAUAUCUUUCCAAGUGUGAGAGACGGUAAUAGUACGAAAAGAAGUUGUAUUUAAGAGACUCAAAUAAUGAUUUUUUAAUAAUUUGUUAUUUGCAUAGAUCAACAAGAUUGUCAACCACAUUCCUAUGUUUUAAUCUCAACUACCAAUUCUAGAAAAACAACAAAAUUGCAACAUUUUGGUAGAAUUUCCUUUAUAUAAAAGGUCCUAUAUAAACAUGCAGUUUCUACACAACCAACCAAAGGUUCUGGUCAUUUAAAUUUCUGUAUGUGGAUUUGUAUUAAGACAAUCUGACUUUCCAAAUCUAAUUUUAUGUAGCAAAUAAGUUAGUAGAACAAGUAUGAUUUGAACGGAUUCACUUUUCUUACCCUAAUGAUUUAACAUCUUAUUUUUUAAAAGUUUAUUUUUUAGAAACAAUAUUAGCAGUAUUUUCUCAUCAGUAUUUUUUAUUAGAAAGCCUAAUGAUGGGGUAAAUUGAAUGUCACGUUACCUGUCUAUUGUAGUACAAUGUACCCACUAGGUAUCAAUAAACUUUGUUUUCAGACUAA